GUCAAACUUUUUGAAUUGUUCUCUGGUUCAAUAACACCGCGGAUCCAGUGGCUAAAGACAUCCACUAUUAUUUUUUGUUGUUAUUAGAAUAUUUAGUUAAAUAAAUCAUGAAUAUUCCAAACGAAUAUAUUGCGAAGACAGAAGAUGUCGCGGACCAAGUGAUCCGUAAGGGAAAACAUGUUUUGCCGACAGUCGCUCGUCUCUGCUUGAUUUCGACAUUCCUUGAAGAUGGCAUCCGGAUGUUUGUGCAAUGGAACGAACAGCGGGAGUACAUGGACAUGAGUUGGGGUUGUGGCAAAUUCUUGGCUACAAUUUUCGUUCUCGUCAAUCUUUUUGGACAACUUGGAGGUUGCGCUCUUGUCAUCGCGCGCUUCAAGGUAGAAAUUGCUUGCGGAAUUUUGUUCUUCAUCGUCGUUUUGCAAACAAUUGCUUACUCAAUUUUGUGGGACAUUCAAUUCUUGCUGCGAAAUUUGGCGUUAAUCGGUGCUUUGUUGCUCGUACUUGCCGAAUCGCGUAGCGAGGGCAAGAGUUUGUUCGCUGGAGUGCCAUCCAUGGGCGAAAAUAAGCCGAAAAAUUUCAUGCAAUUAGCCGGACGUAUCUUACUCGCAUUUAUGUUCAUCACUUUGAUCCGAUUUGAAUUCAGCUUCCUUCAAAUCUUACAAGACAUUGUCGGCUCAAUUUUGAUGGUUUUGGUAACAAUUGGAUACAAAACAAAAUUAUCAGCACUUGUCCUUGUCGCACUCCUUACUGUCCUCAAUUUGUACCACAAUGCAUGGUGGACAAUUCCCGCCUACAAGCCACUAAGGGACUUCUUGAAAUACGAUUUCUUCCAAACUCUUUCCGUCAUUGGAGGUCUCUUGAUGAUUGUGUCUCUCGGUCCAGGCGGUGUUUCGAUGGAUGAGCACAAGAAAAAAUGGUAAAACGGUGAAACUGAAACGAUAAUUACUUAAAAAAACAUUAAAGUCAAAAUUACUAAAAAUGUUCCAAUAAGAAAAAGUUGUACGGACAAGAACCAGACACACAUUACACAUUUCACAAAACAACGUUUUUCAAAUUAACUUAAAAAAAUGAUAAUUUUAUUUGUUAUUUAAAGAUUUACAAAAAUGCAAAAAAUUGGAAAAGAUAAUAAAAAAAACUAUAAAUUCCUUUU
Messenger RNA from Culicoides brevitarsis, 1150 nucleotides. RefSeq names its product surfeit locus protein 4 homolog (gene Surf4). Gene Ontology annotation, cellular component: endoplasmic reticulum-Golgi intermediate compartment; membrane; endoplasmic reticulum. Gene Ontology annotation, biological process: Golgi organization. Bases 108 to 920 code for a protein of 270 amino acids. The record is from RefSeq and is a predicted model, not a curated record. Lineage: Eukaryota; Metazoa; Arthropoda; Insecta; Diptera; Ceratopogonidae. The transcript is spliced from 6 exons.